CUUGCCCCUGCGUUCACAGCCCCCAGUAAGCAGCAAGCCAGGACAUCCUCGCAGCCAGGGCAGCUCCGGGCGCGAGGCCCCAGGCGCAGCAGCUCCUCGCAGGGCGGAGGGCGGCGCGAGGGAGGGAGCGAGGGACGGGAAAGGCGAGCGAGCUGCCUCAAAUGCCUGGAAUAAUUCCGCUUCCGUUUGGAAAGCCGCAGCCUCAGUCCCGCCGCCGCCCGCCGCGGCCGCCCAGCUCCAGCUCCGCGUCCCGCCGCCAUGGCCACAUCCCCACAGAAGUCGCCCUUGGUCCCCAAAUCUCCCACUCCCAAGUCGCCUCCGUCCCGCAAGAAGGAUGACUCGUUCUUGGGGAAACUCGGAGGAACGCUGGCCCGGAGGAAGAAAGCCAAGGAAGUGUCCGAGUUCCAGGAGGAAGGAAUGAACGCCAUCAACCUCCCUCUUAGCCCUAUCUCCUUCGAGCUGGACCCCGAGGACACUAUGCUGGAGGAGAAUGAGGUCCGGACAAUGGUUGAUCCAAACUCACGCAAUGACCCCAAGCUUCAAGAACUAAUGAAGGUGCUCAUCGACUGGAUCAAUGACGUAUUGGUGGGAGAAAGAAUUAUCGUGAAGGACCUCACUGAAGAUCUCUAUGAUGGCCAGGUCCUACAGAAGCUCUUCGAGAAACUGGAGAGUGAGAAGCUCAAUGUGGCAGAGGUUACCCAGUCGGAGAUCGCCCAGAAGCAAAAGCUUCAGACUGUGCUGGAGAAGAUCAAUGAGACGCUGAAGAUUCCUCCCAGGAGCAUCAAAUGGAACGUGGACUCUGUUCAUGCCAAGAACCUGGUUGCCAUCCUCCACCUGCUGGUUGCUCUGUCUCAGUAUUUCCGGGCACCAAUCCGACUCCCAGACCAUGUUUCCAUCCAAGUGGUUGUGGUCCAGAAGCGAGAAGGGAUCCUCCAGUCUCGACAAAUCCAAGAGGAAAUAACUGGUAACACAGAGGCCCUUUCCGGAAGGCAUGAGCGUGAUGCCUUUGACACGCUGUUUGACCAUGCACCAGACAAGCUCAAUGUGGUGAAGAAGACCCUCAUCACAUUCGUGAACAAGCAUCUGAAUAAACUGAACUUGGAGGUCACAGAACUGGAGACGCAGUUUGCAGAUGGGGUCUACCUGGUACUGCUCAUGGGGCUCCUGGAGGGCUACUUUGUACCCCUGCACAGCUUCUUCCUGACCCCGGACAGCUUUGAACAGAAGGUCCUGAAUGUCUCCUUUGCCUUUGAGCUCAUGCAAGAUGGAGGGCUGGAAAAGCCUAAACCUCGGCCAGAAGACAUUGUCAACUGUGACCUGAAGUCCACGCUGAGAGUGCUAUAUAACCUCUUCACCAAGUACCGGAAUGUGGAGUGAAGACCUGGGCUGCCUCCUACUGCCCAGCCACUCUCAUGAAGGCCAUCUGGACCAGCUUCCCAACUGCCUUGCCCUGCUUACUCCUGUCUCUUGUUCUACCCUCUCCCAAAAGCCCAGCAACCACCCGGAAAUAGUGGACAUUAAAAUCAGUAAGGAAGUGACCACUAACCCAGUGGGCUAAUAACAUCUGUAGGCUCUAGGGACUGAACCAGCAGUGACUUGGGAAAUUGUCUCUAUCCAAAUUCAGGCCCUAGAUGUUUCUGCAUGUGCUGUGGGGAUCAGCACAGACCAGAGACGGUCCCCCAGAACAUAGGAAUAAAGAUCAGAAUUAGUCCCCACAAUAAAGGAAGGAGAGUCUCUACCACUCUCAAGUUCAUUAGGCUUGUGUCUCGUUAAAGGAGAUCAUUCCUCCCUGUUAUAGAUGAAGAAACUGAAGCCCAGAGAUGCGGAAGUUUGCUACCCAUUAGCGUGUAUUUUCGCCCUCUGGGUAACUUACUGGUUUAUGACUGGUCAACUGCAUUCCAUUCUCUUUGUGUCCCAAAAUGUAUGCAUGCUUGUGCAGACCAGCCUUACCUGCAUACACCUGCGUCCUCUAACAGACGAGACACUCUGAUCUCACCCUAGGGCAGGCCAGGUCAGGGCUGGGUGAUUUGCAGUAAAAUUGCCAAAUUGAAUUUAACUCAAUUAAUACUGUGUGUGGCAGGAGCCUCAUCCCUCAAAUCCUUUGUACAAAUGAAAAUUACCCUUAAUUCCUUCAGAUUGGUAAUAAGCCCACGCUCUGGUUACAAGAUGACAUUUGGGAAGGGUUCUGUUUGGAAUUAAUAGAGUGCCCAUUUCGCAGCCUUUUUGCUUGAUUGCAUGUAAUGGAUGUGCCCUAUAUUUUCCUGCAAAAUAAGUACUCAAUUCAUUAUCGUUAGGCAAAUGUAGGGUGUGCUUGCACAUGGCAAAGAGCUGGGUGCAGACCCAUUGGAGCAUCGCCUGAGAAAUAGGGCUCGUCAACAGGGACCCUUGAACUUAAAAAAAAAAGAAAGAAAGAACCUCCUUUUUGCCUUCUAAUUGGUCAUUUAGGCCAUUCUGGCUAAGUCUGCCCACAUGCAAUUACUGGCUAAUUCCCAGGCGUGGAAAAUGUCAGUCAUUUAAACAGAAGCUCAGCGUCGUCUCCUCACUCCUGUGAUUCGAGGGCUGCUGGUCAUGUAUCUCCUCAUGCAAACCUGGCUUUGAAGGAUAGAGUUUUGCGUGCCAAUCUGCCCCAAGGCCCUAUAGAGAAAGCAAAGAGGCUGAUGGGAAAAGGGAGGGUCAGAGCUAAGGGAACAAGAAAUGGAGGUGGGAGAGCUGGAUACUAAUUGCUUAACAUGCAGGGGAUACCCCCCCAAAGACAAAGCAGCAGGUACAGUACUUAACCCUUGUGCUCUUCAGUUGAGAAGCUAAUGGGAUAUCUUGGGAUAAUGACCCAUGCUACCGCUGUCUUCACAGAACUCAUGACAGGGAGAUGCCAGCUUGGGUUGCCUCCUCCAGAAGUGUGUAACUACCUAGUCUCUCCUUGUCUUAUAUUUCUCAAUGGAACAAAAUAACCUGAUGAAAACAGUUACGGGAAAGAGGGAUUAUUUUGACUCAUCACAGCCUAUCAUGGAGGGCAGGUUAUGGCAGCCAUGGCAGGAAGAGCAUAUUGUCAGGACCCCUCACUUCACAUGUCAGAACAAGAAGAGAACAGACAAGGAGUGAGACUGAGCUGUCAAAGCCCAAGGCCCUCCUCCCAUGAGGCUCCACCUCCUAAAGGAUUCAUAAUUUUUCAAAACAGUGUCACCAGCUGAGAACCAAGUGUUCAAAAUGAGCCCACAGGGGACACUUUGUACAUGCGAACAGAAAUGGACUAAGGUGGCUUGCUAGACUUCCAGUUGUCCACGGCAUUCCCUGCCUGUUCUUGCUUCUUUUUGUACUGACCAUCCAGGGCAGCUCAGAACCCAGCACCCUUAGAUCCACUGUGCAUCUCCCCGGCUGUUCUGUUCUAGGAAUCGUUACUCAGCACAGUGGGCAUCUAAGGUGUGAAGACAAUGCACUGUCUUCCAUUGAUCUAUGUAUAAGAACAGAAUUACAUUUUGCAUAAUUAAUUAAUGAAAUACCGUAUUUUUCAUUAGGAUUCAUGUUGGUCUCGUGCUCUUUUAAAUUCCUGUUAGUUAACUGAGAUUAAUAGCUGUUUGGUCUCUGCAGGCAGCACUGAAGUAGAAUGAAAUAAGAGACCCUUGUCCACUUGAACUUUGCUGUCGGGGUUGUGCCUUGAUGCUCCCUGGUAUUCAAGCCAUUAGUACACACUGCCCUUCCUAAGGGCCCUCCAUUGGGGUUUUGUAUUCUCCACAAGUAGGAAACCAUAUCAGACCUUGGUAACUUUAAUAGCAUGUCAAUGUAUCCCACAACUGAGUAUUGUGACUAAAGUCUUUGCCUCAGCCCAGCAUCCCAGAGCUUGUGUCUGGUUUUUUUUUUUAUAAAGCUGUCAUCUCGUGGAGAUGGGUGUUUCCCUUUAGAUUCUAGAACCAAAUACUUACGACAUGAGUGUGGUUUUGAAGCAGAAAGAGACCUUGCCAUUAUAAGUAAUCAAUUAGCCUUCAUCUCCUAAAAAAAAAGAGAGGAAACUAAGACAAGAAUCAUUCUGGCUCACAGAUUGAGAGUACAGGGAAGGGGGAGAGUGGAGAGGCAUGGCCACAGGAGUGUGAGGUAGCUGGCCACGUUGCAUAUGCAGGCAGGAAGCAGAGAGAGGUGAAUGCUGGCGCUCACCCUACUGAUUUUUUAUUUAGUUUGGGACCCCAGCCUAUGAAACGGUACCACCACAGUUAGGGUGAGUCUCCCCCACCCCAGUUAAUCAUCAUUAUUUUUAAUAGUUGAUACAUAAGUAACUCAACAAGCAAAAAGGAUGUCUGAUUAAAAACCCUAAGUAUCUGCCUCCCCUCUUCCUGUCGGUCUCCACUCUCCAUGGAGAUGACUGUCUUGAUCCAUUUCUUCUGCAUGAUUCCAGAAAUAUACUGUGCAAAUAAAGCCUGAACAAACAUACAA
Molecule: messenger RNA, 4422 nt
Organism: Arvicanthis niloticus (Nile rat)
Lineage: Eukaryota; Metazoa; Chordata; Mammalia; Rodentia; Muridae
Gene: Parva
Product: parvin alpha
Biological process (GO): actin cytoskeleton organization; establishment or maintenance of cell polarity regulating cell shape; substrate adhesion-dependent cell spreading
Cellular component (GO): cytoplasm; focal adhesion; actin cytoskeleton
Molecular function (GO): actin binding
Source: RefSeq, a predicted model, not a curated record